Messenger RNA from Zygotorulaspora mrakii, 1182 nucleotides. RefSeq names its product Zn(2+) transporter YKE4 (gene YKE4). Gene Ontology annotation, biological process: intracellular zinc ion homeostasis; zinc ion transmembrane transport. The transcript has a single exon. NCBI's taxonomy places the organism in Eukaryota, Fungi, Ascomycota, Saccharomycetes, Saccharomycetales, Saccharomycetaceae. Gene Ontology annotation, molecular function: zinc ion transmembrane transporter activity. The coding region runs from base 1 to 1182 and encodes 393 amino acids. The record is from RefSeq and is a predicted model, not a curated record. Gene Ontology annotation, cellular component: membrane.
AUGAUCAUGAAUUACUUAAUGCUCAGUGUGAGUAUUCCGUUCGUAGUUGGUCACACGCAUGGACAUUCUCACUCCCUAGAGGACAAAGGAGUACUGGGAGCAGCUAUUCAUUUUUUCCAGGACUUCGUCUUCCCAUUCGACGCAAGGUACAAUUCUUUACUAGCUACGUUGAUCAUUCAGUUACUCCCCUGUUUGAUAAUAUACUUUGUUCCCGGAAUGAGAGCUUUGUCUAUGGGCAACAACUUGAUAGGACCACUGAAUUUAUUGGUAUCAUUCGCAAUGGGCACUUUAUUAGGUGACAUUUUUUUGCAUUUACUACCAGAGGUUUUCUCAUCUAUCGAGUUCCACGAUCAUGAAACUGCACAUCUGGAACUUAUCAGGAUGAGUGCCGCUGUUUGCGGAGGAUUUAUGAUUUUUUUUGUUUUGGAGAAGACGAUGAGAGUUUUAUUAAUUGGAGCGGGUAGUGAGGUUAGUUUAGUGAACCACACACACUCUCAUUCGCAUUUACCUAGUGAUCUUGAUAAUAACCGCCAUAAUGAGGAAGUUUUUGAGUAUUCCCAUGGGUACGAGAAUGAUUCAAGUAGCUCAGCGGGGGGCUCGGCAAGACAGAGAAAGAAGGAAAGAUCGUCUGAGAAAUCUCCAAAACUUGAAACAUCCCAGAUACAUAAACCUGGUGUCUCCGUUUAUCUGAAUAUUGUUUCUGGUUUUAUUCAUAACAUCACCGAUGGAGUUGCUCUUGCAUCGUCCUUCUACAGUUCCAAGAACGUUGGGGUCUCCACGACGAUAGCAAUCAUGUUCCAUGAGAUUCCUCACGAACUGGGAGACUUUGCUAUUUUGGUGGCAAACGGUUUCACGUUUAGCCAGGCAUUUAAGUCUCAGAUUAUCAACUCAAUUGGCUCUCUCACAGGCACCGCAAUAGGAUGCGCUUUGAACGAGAUCACCACAUCAGAGCAAAACCACUGGGAUAAGUUGUCGGAAAGCAUAUAUUUUUUUUCCAAACUGCCUGGUUUGAGACUACCACUAACUACGGGCGGUUUUAUCUAUAUAGUCACCAUGGGAGUAGUACCGCAAAUGUUGCAGACCACUUCACAAAACCGGUCCCAAGAACUCAAAAAGUGGCUGCUACAAUUCAUAUUCAUCUGCAUCGGAUUCAUGUUAAUGGCUUCACUUGCUACUAACUAA